This is a messenger RNA of Pseudo-nitzschia multistriata, 1469 nucleotides long. The record is from the annotation of a GenBank genome assembly. Lineage: Eukaryota; Bacillariophyta; Bacillariophyceae; Bacillariales; Bacillariaceae.
CAUCGAUCGAACGAACAAACGAACAAGCAAACAAACAAACCCUCGCUCCAAAAACAUGACCAACACUCCGAUGGUUCGUCCGGUGGCCCGGCACCGGUGGUGGGCCUGUCUGGUGGUCGGUCUCUUUUCCUCCCGCGCCGACGGCAUGGUGCUUCCGCCGCAGCAACUGCCGGAGCAGCCUCCCCUCUCGGUGCCGGCCCCGGCGACGCUGCGAAGCAACCUCCGGGAUUCCCUCGUUCCCCGUCCCCGGUGGACCGGGGCGAUCCUCCUGUCGCUGCUGGCGGAGGAGGAGCAAGGCCUCGCCGCGGUUGCCGGCACGGACGGCCCCGGAUCGCCGUCUUCUUCCACGGAAAAGACCCGAAAGACGGCCCAGAAGCUGGUCCUUUCCUCGCCCAUUGCCCCCUCGCGGCAUUCCAGGCUGGUACUCUCCUCGCCCAUAACCUCGAGCACGUUGGUGGCCGCGAGCAGCAGCGGAGCCACGAGCCGCCUCCCCACCGGAGAGCAGCAGCAGCAGCAGCAACAACAACAACAGAAACCGCGGGCACCGGACCGCGACCGGGUGGAGCGGAUCCUGGACGCCAACACAGUCCAGCUGAAAAAGGGGGGGACGGUCCGCCUCGCCGGCGUCCGCAUGCCCAGCGCGGGCUCGGGAAGCACGGCCGGGGGUGGCUUUUCCCUCCCGGCCUGUUUUGGGUACAGCCCGUCCUACAAGGUCCGGCAGCUCCUGCCCAAGACGACGCCGGUGGAGGUCCACACCCUGGCCGGGAGCGGCAGCGGGAGCAACAAGAUCCCCCAGGUCGUCCUGGUCCGGACCGAGGACUCCCUCGUCGUCAACGAGGAGCUGGUCAAAACGGGCUUUGCGGUGGUGAAACCCGGCUUUGCCAACCAGCAGCGGGAAUCGGCCGGGUCGCUGAUCGACGCCGAGUCCCUCCUCGCCCUGCAGGACGAGGCCAGGACGAGGGGCCUGGGGAUCUUUGCGGCGUGCGACCCGGGAGGGGAAGCCCCCGGCUCGGAGUCGUCCGGUGGCGGCUUUGUCGCCGAGUUCGAGCCCCUCGAGCGCACCACCGAAACCGUCUACGGCGACGACGGGGGAAGACUCCGGAUCCGGGACGACAGCGGGAAGCCCCUUGGCCAACCCCGCAACCCGGGGGACGUCCGGGGCUGCUCGGACUUUGACACCUACGAGGCGGCCCUGCGGUGGUACGAAACCUACGAACCCUACUACGGGGACGUGGCCCGGCUCGACCGGGACCACGACGGGGUUCCCUGCCCCGGCCUCCCCCACACGGAGAACCGGCAGCAGUACCGGAUGAAGGUUCCGACCAAGAGCGUGGGGAUCCGGGAACCGGCCGCGAUGCGGGAACCGUGACGGCGGUAUGGGCGACGGAACGGAGGACGGCAGCACGCGUUGCCGAGGAUACGCUCUGUUCUUGCCGGGAUUCGACAAAGCGUCCUACAAAAGCCACAAA